Molecule: messenger RNA, 421 nt
Organism: Asterias rubens (European starfish)
Lineage: Eukaryota; Metazoa; Echinodermata; Asteroidea; Forcipulatida; Asteriidae
Product: zinc finger MIZ domain-containing protein 1-like
Exons: 4
Coding region: 26-421 (131 amino acids)
Source: RefSeq, a predicted model, not a curated record
UCAGUGAUCCAAUGAGGGAAACAAGAUGAUGACAGCAGAGCCGUCCAUGGACAGACACAUUCAACAGACUACUGAACGUUUGAUUUGCAUAAAGCAGCAACUUUCCCAUCCAAGCACUUUUCAGACAGCAGCGAGAGAACUUCUGGAAUGGUGUGCAGAUCCACGAGCCUUCCAACGAUCCUUUGAACCAGGACUUAUCGGAUGUUUAACGAUUGUCAGCCGAGUUGCAGCCCAGAAUGGCUAUGAUUUUGACCUAGGGUAUCGUCUUCUAGCUGUUUGUGCCGUUCACAGAGACAAGUUCACUCCUAAAUCAGCAGGUAACCACGAACUCUCAGCAAAAGGAAACUUAAUCGCUACACUAUACAGCCAAGAACCCAAUGGAAAGAGGACAACGAAGGAAGUUUUGGUCUUCUGGGAGUAG